AUGUCAGAUUGCGAUAGCCACCAAGAGCUUCUGAAUAUUCCCCAAGAAGACGAGGAUUUAGUCACGCUGUACCAACAUGCUGUGGCCGAUGCUUCUAUCGGCCCAAAAGACUACAACGAAAUCUAUACCAGGUCUUCAAAUCCUAUGCCAGAGAACUCAGCGAAGAACACCCAUGAGGGCACAGCACCUAGCCAAGUCAUCGUCGACAGAUAUCGACCCCAAAAUACUCAAGACUCUGACGACAGGUCUGCUGACGACGAGCCUUCAGAUGAUAAUAUUGGGACAUUGAUUGUAGACGAUAAGGAUUUUGACGAUCUGCAGAUGCUCCGUCAGUUUCUGAUCGGAAGUUCCGCUUUUGUGACACUUCAGACGCGCGUGCAGAACUUUGUCAUGCCAAACGCGUCAAGAGCUAUAAUGUUAGGACUUCAGAGUCCAUUGAAGGAGACAGAAAGGUCGACAGAAGCUGCGGACGUCAGUAGACCAGUAACAAAGCCCCCAAGGACGUGGCAGACGUGGCAUCAGGGUUUGACCCUCACAAUCGACAUGAUGGGCGACGACGUGUUCGUGAUACCGCAUGACCGAGCAUGCCAGUCAGUUCCACCGAUAAAAUUACCGCCAAUACCAUAUCAGUGCCUCCUCUCCCUGUUCACCUGUCAGAGUGGGCCACACGAGUCGAGCAGAUAG
This is a messenger RNA of Didymella exigua CBS 183.55, 684 nucleotides long. RefSeq lists its product as uncharacterized. The coding region runs from base 1 to 684 and encodes 227 amino acids. The transcript is spliced from 4 exons. The record is from RefSeq and is a predicted model, not a curated record. NCBI's taxonomy places the organism in Eukaryota, Fungi, Ascomycota, Dothideomycetes, Pleosporales, Didymellaceae.